UGAAAAUCAAACAAAGCAGGCUAAAACACGGUAUACUCGGCGCCUGCUGGCCGUCAAAUACGUCUCGGCUUAAACGUAGCUCCAAGACGCUGUGCGUCGACGCUUGCCUGCAAAGCAGCGGCACCGCGCGACCUCUUGCCGCUUAACACCACGCUGCUCUCCCAAAACCGCUGCUCCAGUAAACAAGCACGAUGCUCUCGGACUGCUACAGCGACCUCGUCCCCGAGACGGGCGAGCGGCUCUGCUGCUACGACGACGUCGACGACGCGGCGCCGCGCCUGCCGCUCGCGACGGCAUCCUUCGACGAGGCGGCGGAUCGUUUGGUCGUGGGCGACGCCGCCGGCGUGGUCUGGGAGAUUGACGGCGGCGCCAAGGGCGCGCUCGAGACGCACCAUCAACUUAGUGAUGCGCCGCUCACGCGCCUGGAGGCCGUGUUCCGUCUGCCGGGCUCGGUCAACGAGCCCGCGCGGCCGGGCGCCACGGGCGGCCGGCCGUGGGCCGUGGCGCGCUGCGUCCGGGGAACGAGAAAUGGAGACGUCCUGCUGGUCGGCGCGGCGCGGCGCGACGUCUGCGUCGCGUCCCUGAAGGGCGUUUCUUCGCUAAGCAACAAGAACACGUUCCUGGGCGGCGCAUCUGUCAGAGUCGUCUGUAGGCACGAAAGACGCAUCACGUGCGUGUCCGAGGCGUCGACGGUCGCCGUCGCGACGGGCGACGUGUCCGGCGAUGUGAGAGUUGCGGCGCUGUCGUGCGACGCGCUCGGUACGGGAUAUGACGCCGCGGAUCCGCUGAACGUGGAGCGGCGCGCGCGAAGCGAGGAGACCAUGGCGAAUGCCGAUUUAUUAUUAGAUCAGGGCACGGCCCAGGCGCCGCGCGCCCACCAGGGCGCCGUGACCGCCGUUUACCUCGUAAGAGACCCGCUCGACGCGCGCGUGGUCAUUUCUUGCGGUGUCGAUGCGAAGGUGCGGGUCUGGGCCUUCGGCCAGGCCGAAGGUGUUUUUGCGCUGACGCUCGCGCGCCAAUUGAGCACGGGCGAACACACGCCGACGUCUAUAUGUCCAUUAAAACGCACGGAGAUGCUGCUCGCCGUGGGCCACGCCGAAGGGUUGGUGAGCGUCUGGGCCGUCGACGAGGACGAGCCUUCAUUAAGAUCGCUCUGCGACGACGGGGGGCGCCGCGUCGUCCGGCUCGAGGCGCGCGAGGCGGCCGUCGUCGCGACGGACGACCAGGGCUCGAUCAUGAGUUUCGGCCUCGAGAAGGGCGGCUCGCUCGUGCCCAUGGGCUCGAUGAAAGGAGAGGCGCCUUAUUUGGCGCUCCGCGGGCUGGCGGAGGCCGGCGGCCCGACGGCCGUCGCCGCCGACGGCGCCCUCCUCCAGCCCUUCGCGCCGCCGCGCGCGCCGCCGCCCGAGGCCGAGGACGUCUUCGAGCGGCUCUCGCGGCCGACGACGCCGCGGCGGAGCCGCUCGCCGUCGUCUACAUCGCGGUCGCCGCGCCGCUACGCGUCGCCGCCGCGGUCGCCUCCGCCGCCGGCGCUCUUCGAGGCCGAAGCGCCGGCUUCGCCUCGCGGCGUCGCCUCGCCGUCUGCCCGCCGGCCGCCAGCGGCGGCGACGCCGCCGCGCCGCCCGUCGGCGUCGCCGCGGACCUCGCUGUCGCCGCGCCGCGCGCCGCCGCGCGGCCGCGGCGCCGCGAAGCCGGCGCCGGCGCGGCCGGCGGCGGGCCCGCGGCGGCCCCGGCGGUCCGCGAGCCCACGGCGGUCCCUGUCGAGCACGCGGCGAUCGCUUUCGCCGGAGGCCGCGCCGCGCGGCCGCGCGCCGACGCCGGCCGCGGCGCCCGUGAGGCGCAGAAGCCGCGCGCCCUCUCCGCCCCCGCCGCCCGGCAACCCGCCGCGGUCCGAAUGCGCCUCGGCCUUCGCGCAUGCACCGCCGCCGGGCGGCGACCGCACGCUCGACGAUUUGCGCGUCGAGGAGGCCGUCGCGCGGGCGCGGGCCCUCGCCACGAAGCAAAAGGAGGCCGAGGCCGCGGUCAAAGCCCGGGCCCGCGACUACGUCGAUGCCCAGUCCCGGCGCCAGCGGGCCUACGAGGCGCCCGAGAACCUGGUGCCCGUCGGCCUCGACGCCCAACCUCGUAGACGCGUCGUGCCCAAGCAGGUCGACGGCAAGUGGCUCGCGCGCCUCGACGCGCUCCGGCCACGCGAGGCCGACUUCCCCCUGCCCGACGACGGCGCCGACGCGCUCGCUGCUCGCAUUCCCGCGCCGUCGGCACCACGGGUGCGCGCCCAGCUCGCGCGCCUCGACGACGCGCUCGGCGACGCGGCGUACGCGUUUCCCGCGCUCGCGUUUUGA
Pelagomonas calceolata is the source of this 2339-nucleotide messenger RNA. NCBI's taxonomy places the organism in Eukaryota, Pelagophyceae, Pelagomonadales, Pelagomonadaceae. The record is from the annotation of a GenBank genome assembly.